ACUGAGGCUAACUUCACAGAGUUUGAUCAAGAUGGCGUCUCUCAGAAAGCUGUUUGUUAGCAGAGUCUCUUUGUUGUGUUGGUCCAGUGAGUGUGAGGUCCAUGUUGGUCUCUGUGUGUCCGGAGAAACCUUCUGAAUGGACUUUUCUCUGAAUGUUGGACCUCUGACUCAUCUCCCGGUAGCCUACAAAGCUAGUGAAGUUAGCUUAGCAUGCUAGCUGGGACGGAAGUUAGCAACACAGCGCUAGUCAGAGUGACUGUUUGAUGGAGAGCAAACGGUGUUUGUGACGGAGUUUGUGUGGAGAAAAAGUGUGUGUCGUUGUGUGAAAAUGUGUAAAGUCCAAAUGCUGAGAGCGUUGGUGAAGCAGCGACUCACUGCGGCUGCUGAAGAGAUCUUUGGGCUGUUUGAAAGAACGAUAGCAGAGUACGAGGAGGAACUGUGUCGUUCUAAAGAGGAGAACGAGCGACAACGGAAACUCCUGCACGCUGUUCUCAACCCUCAGCUUCGGUUACACAGAGCAGACGUCCAGCAGCUGUUGGUGGUUAAAGAAGAGGUUCCUCCUGAGCAGCAGGAGUGGAGCUCCAGUCUGGACCAAGAGGACCCAGAGCCCCCACACAUUAAAGAGGAACAGGAGGAACUCUGGACCAGUCAGGAGGGAGAGCAGCUUCAAGGGCUGGAGGAGGCUGAUAUCACCAAGUUCACAUUCACUCCUGUCCCUGUGAAGAGUGAAGAUGAUGAAGAGAAACCUCAGUCCUCACAGCUUCAUCACAGACGUACUGAACACAUGGAGACAGAAGCUGAUGGAGAGGACUGUGGAGGACCAGAACCAGCAUGGAACUCAGAUCCAGAUAGACAUCCAGAACCAGAUCCUGAUGAGGAGACUGGAGACUCUUCUGAACCUGAGACUGAUGACAGUGAUGAUUGGAAGGAGACCAGAGAACCUCAGUCAGGUUUAAACUCUCUGAAUAAUGAUGACAUUUCUAUCAGUUAUUCCAGAUGUAGAGCUGGAGAGAAACCAUUUCGCUGCUCUGAGUGUGGGAAGAGAUUUGGCAAAAGAAUAUGUCUGAAGAGACACAUGAGGAUUCACACCGGAGAGAGACCAUUUAGUUGCUCAGUUUGCGGUAAAAGAUUUAUUCAAAAGAAUCAUCUGGCAGACCACAUGGCCCGUCACAUAGGGGUGAAACCGUUUAGUUGCUUAGUUUGUGGAAAAGGAUUUAUACAGAAGCGAGAGCUAACAUUCCACAUGGCACGUCACACUGGGGAGAAACCGUUCAGUUGCUCAGUCUGUAAGAAGUCUUGCUCAGAGAGGACAUUUACAGACACACAUGAGAAUCCACACACGAGAGAAACAAUUCAAGUGCUCAGUUUGUGGCCAAAGCUUUUUACAAAAGGCGUAUCUGAAGAGACACAUGGUAACUCACACCGGAGAGAAACCUUACAGCUGCUCAGUUUGUAAUAAAUCUUUUGCACAGAGAGGAAAUUUACAGACGCACGUAAAAAUCCACACAGGAGAGAAACCAUACAACUGCCCAGUUUGUGGUAAAACCUUCA
This is a messenger RNA of Anoplopoma fimbria (sablefish), 1551 nucleotides long. Its product is annotated as zinc finger protein 629-like. The record is from RefSeq and is a predicted model, not a curated record. Lineage: Eukaryota; Metazoa; Chordata; Actinopteri; Perciformes; Anoplopomatidae.